AUGAAGGGCGGAGCAGCAGCGACGGGCCAGGCCAAGAGCAGGCAGGGGGAUGACCUCCUCAAGGAGGGCGACAAAUGCGCGCGCACCUCUCUCUUCAAGUGGACGCCCGACUGGGAAGGCGCCUUCAUGGCCUACGAAAAGGCCGCGCUGUGCUUCAAGGCGGCCAAGGACCAGGACAAGUGCAAGCACGCCCACCUCAAGGCGGCCGAUGCCCAGUACAAAUGCAACCUGGUGCACGGGGCAGCCAAGAACUACGAGGCGGCCGGGCACUGCGCGAGAGAGCAGAAGAACUGGGAGGAGGCCGUGGACUACUUCCGCAAGGCCUCCUCUCUCUACACCGAAAACGGCACCCUCGAGAAGGCCGCGGAGGUGCUGACUCAGGCGGCGCGUGGCCUCGAGGACAGCAAUGCCGAUGCCGCUGCCGACCUACUCUUGGAGGCUGUCGAUCUGCUCGAACAGGACUCCAAGCGAGGCGCUGGGGACGCCUUCAAGCGAGCCACUGCAUUGCUUAUCAGAAACCAAAGGAUCGAGCGUGCGAUCGGGGUGGUGGGCAAGGAAAUCGAGUUCCUGCAGAGCAACAGCGAGGGCGGCAAGGGGCUGCACGAACUCCACAGGAGCCACCUGGCCCUGGUGAUCCUGCACCUCCACCAAAACGACUACGUGGCCGCCGACAAAGCCUACAACCAGGCUCUCUCGUGCGAGGGCUUCGCGCCCUCCAACGAAGGCCGGGCUGCAGCAGAGCUGCUCGAGGCGUUCGAGAAUAACGCGCCCGAUACGCUGCAGGCCUGCCUCUCGCGUCAGGUGUUCACCUUCCUGGACGGACCGGUUCUCCGAUUGGCCCGCGGCCUGCACGUCAACGAUAGCGCAGCCUCCGGGUCAUCGUCGUCGUCGUCGAUGGCACCGCGGCAGCAGGGUGAGACAACGGACCUGCGCGCGCAGCUGCUCGCUCGGCCCGCCGCCCCGGCCAGCCAGCAAGAGAAUACCGCCGCCGCCGCUAAGGGAGACGACCAUAGAGAGGACGAGGACGAGGAGGAGAACGAGGACGAGGAGGACGAAAAGUCGAUCUUGCUGUGA
Molecule: messenger RNA, 1074 nt
Organism: Acanthamoeba castellanii str. Neff
Lineage: Eukaryota; Discosea; Longamoebia; Acanthamoebidae
Product: tetratricopeptide repeat domain containing protein
Exons: 10
Coding region: 1-1074 (357 amino acids)
Biological process (GO): intracellular protein transport
Cellular component (GO): vacuolar membrane; SNARE complex
Molecular function (GO): soluble NSF attachment protein activity; syntaxin binding
Source: RefSeq, a predicted model, not a curated record